GCGUCGAUCAGCCCCGUGUCAGCACGCAGCAGCUAGCUUGGACGCAGCGGCGAUGAUUUGUCCAACUUCCAGAUAACCUGCAGCCUCGCGACGAUGACGGACUACGCCGAAGAGCAGAGGAACGAGCUGGAGGCCAUUGAGUCCAUCUACCCGGACUCCUUCACAGUACUUUCAGACGAGCCCAUCAGCUUCACCAUCACCGUGACGUCAGAGCCAGAUGAAAAUGGUGAAAUCGUGGAAGCGACGCUGAAGUUCACGUACGUAGAGAAAUACCCCGACGAGCCUCCGCUGUGGGAGAUCCACUCCCAGGAGAACCUGGAGGAGGAGGACGGGGAGGACGUCCUCGCCUUGCUGCAGCAGCAGGCGGAGGAGAACCUCGGCAUGGUGAUGAUCUUCACGCUGGUGACGACCGUUCAGGAGAAGCUCAACGAGAUCGUGGACGUGAUGAAGAACAGACGAGUGGAGGAGCAGCGGCGGAAAGAGGCCGAGGCGGAGGAAGCCGAGAAGGUGCUGUUCCAGGGCACGGUGGUCACCAUCCAAAACUUCCUGACGUGGAAAGCGAAGUUCGAGCUGGAGAUGUCGGAGCUGAGGAGGAAGGAUCAGAAAGAGGAGGAGCAGGGAGGGAAGAUCAAACUCACCGGUAAACAGCUGUUUGAGACGGACCACAACCUGGACACGUCCGACAUCCAGUUCCUGGAGGAGACUGGGAACAACGUGGAAGUGGACGAGUCGCUCUUCCAGGACAUCGAGGACUUGGACUUGGACGAGGACGACCCCGACUUUGACCCUUUGGCCCUGGGGAGUGACGAGGACUGAACCUGCUCCUCUCUGGGGUGCCAUCGCCUGACCUUUGACCUUUUGAAAGACUCUUAACUGCAGUUGGAGGGAAUCUCUCGACUACAACGCGCACCACAACGAGUUUGUUUCUAUGCCUGAACAAUUAAACUCACUAAAUAAA
Messenger RNA from Pseudoliparis swirei, 958 nucleotides. RefSeq names its product RWD domain containing 1 (gene rwdd1). The record is from RefSeq and is a predicted model, not a curated record. The coding region runs from base 94 to 816 and encodes 240 amino acids. Gene Ontology annotation, molecular function: protein binding. Gene Ontology annotation, biological process: cytoplasmic translation. The transcript has 7 exons. NCBI's taxonomy places the organism in Eukaryota, Metazoa, Chordata, Actinopteri, Perciformes, Liparidae.